Molecule: messenger RNA, 777 nt
Organism: Cladocopium goreaui
Lineage: Eukaryota; Dinophyceae; Suessiales; Symbiodiniaceae
Source: the annotation of a GenBank genome assembly
AUGACCACUGCAGAGGAGUUCAAAGAGAUUGGCAACGACCACUUCAAACGACAAGAGUUUGACUUGGCCAUCGCAGCCUACAACAAAGCCAUCGAGUUGAACCCACAGGACUGUGCGUUUUGGCUCAACCGUUCCAAUGCAUACCGGCAGCAAUCCUGCUGGGAACUCGCAGAAGAAGAUACCCAAGAAGCCUUGCGGCUCUCACCAGGAAAUGCCAAGGCGCUCUACGGCUCGGCCAUGUGUCUCCGCAAGUUGGAACAGCUCCCUGCGGCUUUGAAACGCUGCGAGGAGGGGAUUCAACUCCACCCGGAGAACAAGGCCUUCCGCCAGCUGCACCGGGAGGUACUUUCUGCCCUGGUUCGACAACAGGCGAGAGAGCCCCCUACCACUGCUUCAUCGAGGUCCAGUUCCGUAGAUUCAGACGAGUCUCAGCACAAGCAUCCGGUACGCCCAGUACGAGAGGAUGAGAUUCCUUCCCAGGAACUGGGCCAUUGGGCCAUGAAGGGUGACGCAGAGAAUGUGAUGCGAUUACUGCAGGGCGGAGCAGAUGUGAAUUGGAAGCGGCCCAAAGAUGGCAACAGCGCCCUGCAUCUGUCGGCAGAAAUGGGACACAUAGAGGUUGUGCAGCUGCUUUUGGCCUCGAGGGCGGACCCCGAAAUCCACAACGACUUCGCUCUGUCGCCCUUUGCUUUGGCGCAGCAUGACAGCUCAGUGGAAACGCUGCUUGCACAGGUGACCAAGCCUCUGGGGGAACGUCGCUAUGCCAUGCAACUUUGA